AUGAAAGGAGGUGGGUUUUAUAAAGGAACGAGUAGUGACCAGACUCCAUUUUUUGUUGAUAAGGAAAAAAAAUUAAUUGAAAAGUUAUCAUGGCCUGAUAUUUACAACUAUAAAAUAAAUAUAAAUAAAAUAAAUUUUGAUAUAGUAGAGAAAUGGGUACAAAAAAGAUUAAUCGAUUUAUUAGGAUUUGAAGAUGAUAUAUUAUGUGAUUAUUGCAUAUCUCAACUUAAGGAUGAACAAGAUGAAAAAGAUUAUGAAGAAAAUCGCUACCUAGAUUCGAAGAAGUUGAAAAUAAAUAUCACUGGAUUCAUAGGGAAUAAAAAAAGUGACAUAUUUGUUAGGGAAUUGCUAGAAUUGUUAAUAGCAAAUGAAAAAAAUGAAGAAAGAAUUUUAAAAUCUCAACUUGAAAAUAAAAAAAGCGAAAUGGAAUCAGCUAAAAAUGAAACUGAAUCUAUAACAAAAAAUAUAAAAGCUUUAAAAAAUAUAUAUAAUGAAAAUGAUGAAAAUUGUGAGAAUAAAAAUCGAAACAGAUCUAUAAAUUUUAUAAAAGAUAAAAUAAAACGAGAAAACAGAUAUCGAAAAAAUGAACAUACUAGUAUAUCAUCUAAUGAAAGUGAUAAUAUAUCAUAUAAUAAAAAAAAAAAAAAAAAAGAAAAAAAAAAAUCAAUUUCACUACAAUCCGAUUCUUCAUCAUUUAGUACUUAUAAAAAUAAAAAAAAUUAUAAAAGACAAUUAAAUAGAUACAAUAAUAAAGCAUCUGAUUCUGAUACAGAUUCUACUCCUAUUUCAUCAUCUGAAAGUGAAUCCUCUGAAUAUAAAAAAAAAAAAGAAAAACGAGACAAAUAUUUAAAAUAUGAAAAAAGUGACAACGAUGAUCACAGAAGAGACCAUAUAGUAAGGAAAAGAAAAGACAGAAGAGAAAAUGAAAGGAAAAGGGAUAGUGAACGGUAUCGAAUCAGACACAGAACUAGAGAUCGAAGCAGAUGUAGGAGUAGGGACAAAAGCAGAGACAGAAGUAGGGACAGAAACAGGCACAGAAGUAGGGACAGAAACAUAGACAGAAGUAGAGACAGAAACAGAGGCAGGAGUAGGGACAGAAGAAGAAAGAAGUACCGUUCUAUGUCUAGGGAAAGAAAUAAAUCGAGUGAGUCAUAUUCUAGUGAAGAAAAUUCAAGAUCAUCAUCGAGUAACAGUGACAAAAGUGAUGAUAUAAAAAAAGAAAGAAAAUUAAAUAAUCGUUCAAAUGAUUCAAAUAAAUCUGACUCUGAGGAAAGCAGUAAUAAUUCAUAUCAAUCUUCUGAAUCAUCAUCAAAUUGA
Plasmodium yoelii is the source of this 1317-nucleotide messenger RNA. RefSeq lists its product as uncharacterized. Gene Ontology annotation, molecular function: RNA binding. Gene Ontology annotation, cellular component: spliceosomal complex. Gene Ontology annotation, biological process: regulation of mRNA splicing, via spliceosome; mRNA processing. The record is from RefSeq and is a predicted model, not a curated record. NCBI's taxonomy places the organism in Eukaryota, Apicomplexa, Aconoidasida, Haemosporida, Plasmodiidae. Bases 1 to 1317 code for a protein of 438 amino acids. The transcript has 3 exons.